CGGACUUGGAACGACAUUAAGGACUAUAAUAAGUCACUUGUUAGACUUAGUCAAAAUCAAUCUAUCUACAACUAUGAAAUAUGAACUGAGAUGAGGAUCAAAUUCAAAAUUACCUCCACUGUAAGGAUCAAUAAAUAGAAGUGGAGCAUUUUUUUCCCUCUAAGCUUCACUUGGGAAAGCGGCACACAAGACUACGAGGCUUUCCGACAAAAUUAGGGCACUCCCAACUGUCAGGAACGAUCUCGAGACUGUCUGGAAUGCUUUCUGUCAAGCAACGGGUGUACUUGAGGCCUACAGGCAGCAGGAAUGGAACGAAAUCUCGG
This is a messenger RNA of Amoebophrya sp. A25, 323 nucleotides long. The record is from the annotation of a GenBank genome assembly. Lineage: Eukaryota; Dinophyceae; Syndiniales; Amoebophryaceae.